AGUUCCAGGGCUGUCGCGAGUGCAGAGUUACAAGGUGUAGUAUCCUUCGCCGAGGACAAGGACUGGAAGAUUAUAGCAAUAGCAUCAAUUUUUACUCGAAAGUACAUCGGUCCAGUCCGAUCACGUCUCCCAGUUGUUUAGAUAUAUAACAACAACUUUUUAUAAAUCUCGAUCUCCGGCGAGUCCUUCCUGUCUGAUUUUGCUUCACAACGAACUACGUGCAACAUUUCCGACAAGAAUUAUCCAGAUAGGAAAGUAAUGAUAUUCUGAAAGGAAAUCACCAUGACUCACCGGAAAAAUGUUGCUCUCUCGAUACCAUGUAGAGCGCGAGCUGGGUCGUGGCAGUUUUGGCGUGGUGUACCUUUGUCGUGACACGGACUCUCAGCCUGUUUCGCCUACUCCUGGAGAAGAUCACCUCAAAGGAAACAAUAAACGCUCUCAAUCGGAAUCGUCUUCACGAGGAGCAGAGACUCCAGGAGCUGCAGGCACAGCAAAGAGUGGAGACCACACGGCUUUCGUGACCGUGAAAACGAUCCAUUGUCCGCAACCUGAUAGCUCUUUUUUGUUUGCAACGGCACGCGAGGCUUCUUCGAAUGAUGAGGCGCAGGAUGACGAAGCAGGAGGCGCUGCCCAAGGUGGAGCUCUUGGCCUGCCCAAAGACGGGGAAAAUGACCAGCAGAACGGCAUCGAACAAGGAAGAGCCGGAAACAAGAAGAAGAAUGAUGUUCUGCAUCUCGCGAUGCGAGAAGCGGAGGUGUUGCGCCGAUUACGGCACCCUUUCAUCGUGGGAUACAAAGACAUGGUUGUUGACGAGAAACGCGACAGUCUCCAUAUUGUGAUGGAGUUUUGCGAAAAUGGGGAUCUAGCACAACUGUUGAAACGUGUCUGUCGUUUGGAGCAGUCCGUUGCCCUUGUUAUGGACGACUGCUACAACUCGAGGGUAGUCACGACUUUCUUUAGUGUGAUGCAAAAUACUUUCUUGUUUUACUUUUACAUCCAGACGAUGUAGUUGUCAAGAAAGUCGAAGUGGAGUAGUCAAACCGCAUUACUGCUCAUGUUAAAAUGCAGGCCAUCUACUUCAUCCAGCAUACUAGGAAAGUAGAUGUUAGGUUCAUCCGUUUCAAUUCCCCUUUCAUUUUCUUUUACGCCUGGCAGUUAGCAUCGGCGCUUGCAUACUGUCACUCACAACGAGUGCUACAUCGCGAUUUGAAGCCGCGAAACAUCUUCCUGACAAAAAACUUCGCCCAACUACGUCUCGGCGAUUUCGGUGUUUGCAGAGUACAGGAGGGAACCGGCGAUCUCGCAAGCACAAUGAUUGUUAUGCAUGACCGCGUUUUAUAAUUCUGAACCUGAAGAGGCACGGUAAUUAUAGAGUAGAGUAUAAUGAAAACUAGAUACACACCAUCGAUAUCGUGGGCCAGACUCAUUAUUUACAAAAUAAGUAGACCUCUCGAGCAGAACGACCAAGACCCUCAUUGAACACGAGGAAGUGUCUCCACGAUUACGAACUUCACAAUUCUCUAAAGCUAGGACGCCACUGUACUUGUCACCAGAGAUCUGCGGAAAUCAGAGGUAUGACGCAAAAUCGGACGUUUGGGGUCUCGGCGUGGCUGUCUACGAGAUGUUCGUCGGCGUUACCCCUUUUGGCGGACCGGCUCCACCUUUGCGACCUCCGCAAGAGGGCAUCAACAGCAAUAUUCAGAUUGGUGGUCCUGACUGCGGCGAUCAUGUUGCAGGCAACGCUCCGGGAGGGGAGGGAAAGAAACCGCCUCCAGGGAACCGUGCAGCAGUGCUGUUGGCCAUCGCCACGAUGCCCUUGAAAAUGAACGUUCUGCGUUCGUUUGUCACGAAUAGGCACGUUGCGCAUUGUUUGGCGCUGUGUCUCUCAAAGCGGCCACAACGACGUCCAAGUGCUGGCACGGCUGCGGGUGUUUUCAUGAAGGCGAUAGAGUCGCUACGACGCUUGGGCCAAUUCACACCAAAAGUCCUUGGAGUGCCUCUUGCCGACAGCGAGCAGAUUAUUGAGGAAGCCUUGUUUGGUCGUCAACCUCAAGAUGAAGAGAACCAACAUGAUCAAAAAGGGAAGAUGAUGCAGGCUGCUCCCGCUGGGAUUCGCGAGGUUGAAUGGGAGCACACGGAGGAGAGUGAUACUUCCGCAAACAAGGUUCAAGAACAAGUCUCCGAACUGGACGGUGGUCAACCUAAUAUAUCUGUGCGAGAGCAUUCUUCGCCGUCUGGAAGCGCUAGUAGAAGGAAUAGGCACAAUAAGUUUUUGCGUCGUGAAAGCGAACCCAUGAUCAUGUUUCAUCGUAAGAAUCCUUCCUAUGGUUCUGGACCCACCAGGAGGCGCGGCAGUGAUCCGAGUAGUUUCGCGGGACGACGGGCUUCUAUGGCUCCGCUUUCGGCACGAUCGGCCAGCUCCAUCAUGUCCGCUGCAGAGGUCCUAGAACGACAUGCACAAAAUGACCUUGUAGCUGUCGGUUCCGCGACACCCCUGCUUCGUCGUCAUCAGAGUUUGUCGUUCAGCUCACAUCCACUUCCAUGUGGAGCGGAGAAAGUAGAAUUACUAGGCGAGGAAAGGAAGAGGAAAGCCGCUUGUUUUCCUCUGCAUGUCGUACCUGCGCAUCAAAACAAAGGAACUACAACAAUGCUCGGCUUGAAUUCCGAACAAGACGGUGAGCGUUCUCGUCGCGCCUUCGACAGUGAAGGAAAACCUGGUUCUUCUAGUCGUGAAGCUCCGGGUUCAUGCAUCCGAGAAUACGACAAGCGUCGGGACUUCAACCGACCCAUGAACUUGCGGCCGAUGAAUUUGCGGAGCCCCAGUACUUCACAGAGGGACCAGCAGCACGAACAAGAUCCAUCGUCUUCAAUGCGAGGAAGGCUUUCGAGCAUUUUCAAUGCAGCAGGACAGAUUCGAAGGGAUUGCUCACUGGUGUCCCUGGCUAACUCACAUGGGGACGAGGGUUGUUCGGUCCUCAAUCCACAACCCAGCAAACACGAAGUUGAGGAAGUCAUCAUGAAGAUUGACGAACACCACGACCUCGAUGUUGAAGAGAUAGACGGGAAUGAAAACGACGGCACUUCAAAUUCUACUUCGAACACCAUGAUGAGCAAUGUCCUCACCUUGAAGGGAGAUCCUGAAGAACAAGAGGAGCGACUACCUGUUGAAGAAGAUGAAGACGACUCCCUAAGUAGCAAGUUGCAAAAGAAUCCUCCCGGUAACAAUUUUAUCAGUCGACCGCAUUCGAAAACGACAGCUGCUGGCACGCCUGCAGCAUCUUCGCCAGGAGGCGAGGAAGACGAUGCCGAAACUUUGAAAAUAGACAUUGACGUUGCAGCAGGUUUUUCUCCUUCAGAUGCCGAUGCGUCGCCGGAAGCAGACUGCACGACUCUCGUAGGUAUUUUACCUCCUUCCGGAGCUGCUGUAGCUAGAGAUACUGCGGAGGUGGUCCCAAUGAGCAGGCCACCAAGGCUACCUUGUGUAGUUACCACGAAGGUGGGCUUUGGCGUAGUGCUGGAUCAUCGUCGUGGCGGAAACAAGACGUGUGACGUUGUACAAGCGGAGGUUGCGGGUGGGAAGGUCGUUGAAGAUACUUCUAGUUGUAGAAAAGAUAAUAGAAGGGGGGAUCAGGAACAGGACAACGGAGGCUGCAGAGACGAUAACGACAUCAAUGAAAGCCACCAGUCUGGUGCACCACUUUGUUAUUCGACACUGACGACACCAGAAAAAGAUGAAAAAGUUGUCACAUCCGGUACUGGACUUGACGCCGUGGACGAGGAUGCUUUGGUAACCUUCGAGCUUACCGCACCUGUGCCGUCAAUAGACGUAGCAAUAAGUAGUGCGGGACAGGCAGAGGGAACGUCGUCCAUCCACCAAAUAGAAAAUGAAAGCAGUUGUAGGAGUAGCAGACUAAAGUCACAGAACAAUGUUGAGGACGAUGAACGCGCGAGUCCAGUUUCAUCGUCUACAGCAAGUAUAGGUGGAGGAACGCCUGGGUCCUCUGGGCGAGCGAAGCCCUCGGCUAAGAUCCUGGGUAUGAUCAGUCACUGGGAGAGCCACUUAGCAGCCCAGAAGGAGAAAAAUGCAAGUCCCGCAAAACGAAGUAGUCCGGUACCACACAGCGCGACUUGGAGUCCAUCGUCUGCCACGGCAGACAUUGAAGGAGGUAGUAGGAGCUCUACAUUCAAUCCGAUGAGUCGCCUGACUGCACCAACAACUGAUAAAUCCGGUGGAGAGACGAACACUGGUGCCGGGAGUAAGAAAACUAUUUUCAACGUCGAGUUACGACCAACGGUCAAUUCGUAUAUGUUGCUUGAUCGAGGUGAUGGUGCGGAUGAAGACUCGAGGUUGUUUCUAAAGAGGCAAGACCUGUCCUCGUUCCAAGCACUAGCCGAGGCGGAAAAUAAGGAGAGCGAACGAGCAAACUGCAAAGGUGAUCUCGUUGAGAAAAACUGCAGCUCUCCUUCCUUGACAUCAUCUUUAGGCAACAGCCUGCUGAAAAGACGUAAUGAUAGUGCUGGAAAUGUAAGUGCCGACAGUUUCUUUUCCUCGCCUGCUAGCAACCCCACUGGAGAGUCGAUGCCAAGAAUAGUAGCCCGAGCGCCUGCAGAGAAGGAAAACAAGGACGCAGGUAGGAAUGACCAUGAUGAUAUUCCAGCGGUUUCUUUUGUUGAGCUUGAUCUGCUUGGCCCGCAGUCCGCACCGCAAACCAAGCCUCUACUGGAAGCUUCCGAACGUCUUCAUCAUGCUGAAAGGACUCCGGAUACCUCGGGUAGUACUGGCCAUGCGUCAGCAGAUACGUUGAGGAGUCACCUUCGCGAAAAAAUUUCGAGUCUGUGGAAGCGAGCUGAUAAAGCACCUUCUGCACGAGACAGGGAUGUGUAUCGGGUUCCGAGUGGAGCGAAUACUCUGAAGAAAGCGCUAGACCUACAGAACCUGUCUCCUUUGCCAAGCCCCUCUACUACGGCGGGACGCAGCAGUGCGUACAAAGCUGGGGCAUUUGCUGGCAUUGGUGUCAGCGGUAGGCCAUCUUCUAGUGCAACUGGUGGUUUGCAAAGGGGAAGAGGAAAUGAUGAUGCCAUAAGAAAAAGAGUAUCUCCUCGCGCAAUCCCCGUUACUAUACAGCAAAGCAGUUCACUUGAAGAAUCGCCGUCUCCUUCGGCGUCCUGCGCUCCAACGGAAGCAAACGCGAUGCACUCGAAGAGACCUACUGCAGCAUCGGCUUCCCCAGCCUCAUCAUCGUCCUCUGCGAGAACAAAAAAGUGGUCCUCGAGUACGGUGAGUCAACCAAAACCACUAGCCAAUCGCAAUGUUGUUAAAACAGUUUCUACAGAGGAAGAUGAUCAUCUACAUCAUGAAUGCCUCAUGGGAUCCACAAACUUACUUCUUUCACGAACGAAGGAUAACGUGCUUCUGCGACAGCAUGUGCACAGAAGUGUGGCGGAGGAUCCUGCCUCGACAACAGCGUCUGGGCUGAAGCUGUCGGAUACGAAUUUUGAGUAUAGUAAAAGCAGCGAGAAGGUUCCACGAUCGGAAAUUUUAGAUGAGUUUCUAGCGGUUGUGAGGCGUAGGGAGGACUUGGACUCGCGAAAUUCACUGCAUUCUGCUCCGAGUAGGCCGAGGACUACAGCCCCAAUGGUUCAGCAGCAGCCUGGGACAGGCACAGUAAGGACAUCAGUUGCAGCAGCUGGUAACACCACCAGAAAUGCCAACCAGAGGGUUUUGCCUAGUGCUGCGGUGAGUAAAAUGUAUCCGACGACAGGAAUGGCGAGUGGAAAUGGCACUCCCACGACAUCGAUCCAAGGGCCUUUGGCGGCGCCAGGACCAGGAGUAAAGAGGAGCACUCACCAACAGUCUAGUAGUCAUAGUCAAAAGCAUAAGCAACCCUCGUCGUUUUCAUCGAACUCAAGCUCAAUCAGCCGACCCGUCACAGAAGAUAGCAGCAAAACUGCCAGUAGACCGCGAAUUUCCAUGGGCGUGGCCGCCCGCCGUGGCCACUACACAUCGCUGACAAAAUCGCAACGCCUCCGCGCACAGCUGGGGCGGGUUCGGAGUGGUGCGACACGGCUCAGCGUUGUCAAUCGAUCCAAAGCAAAGGCUGCUGUGGAAAAUUUUGUUCGCGGGAACGCAAGACGUGCUGCCGGUGCUGUCCCAUCCGCAGCAUCCAAGAAGUCAGUAAUGUCUACCUGUGUGUCCUUGUCCGCAGCAGGAGGAGCUUUCGCUAUUACAACUUCUUCGACGACCAAAAGCAAAUGGCCUUCACCGCUUGAAGGCGCCGGUCCAGCUGUCUCGUCGAGCAGUAAUACAAAGGCUUUUGUAGGAACAAAAACAAGGCCUGGAGGUGUUUCAUCUGUUGAUGUAGAUAAGAAGCCAAGGAGUAUUUUUCCAAGCCCUGAGCCUUCCCCCACUAGCAGCAUAGCUUCAGUUCUUAGUAAACGAGAAUACGAGCAGGCUGAUCCUGACAGCAGCAGCGAUUAUGAUCUAAUUGCCAGAGUGCCAUCCUCUCGAAAUUGCAAACAAAAUUCGUGGAUGAACAACUUCUCGAAGGAUUCAGCUGGACCAAGUAGAACACCGCUGAGUAGUCGCGCACAAGCUCCCGCAAUGAAGACAUUCAACAGAAAUCGUGUAGUGACACACCAAGUAAGCUCCGGCACACCGACCGACGAGAUCCUUCGUGAGGUCUUCGAAUCUCGAAAUCCAAUGUUAAAGCACAUACGUGACCUUCAGAAAAACCAGAAGAACGCUGUAUUCGCACCAUCGCAAAGAAUUAGAAGCGGCCUAAACGAAAAAAUCGCGGGAAGCUCUGCCUCAGCAUCAUCUUCAACUGGAGAUGUCAAAGUACACGUUCAAUAUCAUAGUAAAAGUGGCCAAUCAGCUGGAACAUCAAGUGCUUCAUCGAAUAUAAGCGCGGAUAAGGUCAUGCCGAGUGCGACGAAGGCGAACAGGGAUUGUGUAAGAACGAAAACGAGAGCAGGUAGAAGUAGCUCAGCUUCGGCUUGUGGCACAAAAAGUUCUUCCGCUAGAACGGCUAGACAAGCUCCUGUGAGCAUCUGCAGUACGUCCGCGAAUGCUCCUCGCGCUCCGCUUUCUAGCUUGCCAACUACAUCGUCUGCAGGUGGGGUCAACACCAAAGAUGUUGCUGUUGGGCAGGAGCGAGCGGGUGGGAAGGGAGAAACUUUGCGUUCUUGUGCGACAAGUGCACGCGUCAGGGGACCGCUCAGCGCCUCGUCGGCGAAAUCGUCAAAGGCGAAUUAUACUUCUGGAGCUAGGCAGCAGCUGUUGAGUAAAGACAAGCGGACCCCGAUUACGAAUCAUGAUGGUGCCUCAUCUGCUUCCACGACUGGAGCAAAGACGAAUAAGAAGGCAUCCUCAAGAACAUGCGACGCUUCGUCUCUACUUGGCAAAAAGAAGGUCAUAGCUGCGAGCAUUGCUGAUUCAGUCAAUACUCCUGGUUGUGAAGGAGGUCGUUCUAAACAGGCUGGUACCUCAAACACAGUCGGUGACUCAGCAGCUGUGCGGGCCAGUUGCAAGUGGGGAGACAAACCGACUGCGUUGGAGAAUGCAGCACGAUUAGAAGCGAUUCUAUCUGCCGCUGUUUGUGUCGACCAGCCGGACUCUGAUACGGAGCCGGAGUGAGAUUCUAUUUAGAAGGCUAUUAAGUAGAAGUGAGUACUUCAUUCCUAAUCGUUUAGUCCUUGUUGUUAUGAGAAACUCAUACUGUAGCUGCUCGCUGAUGUGUUUGCCAAUACUUAAGUAGCUAGUAGCACUACCUUUUCAGCUUUAGAAUAAGUUCUACACCUUCUCUCAUAUACAUUUUGAUACAAAGCAAACACGCAUACGAACGAAUGCAAUUUUUUGCCUUUUGAAAAUAAGAGCAUCAGAAAUAACGCAUAGACAAGAGCCGCCAGCCCUUGAUGCAAACUUUUGAUCAUAAACAACGAGUAGUUAGACAGAUUGAUCUCAAAACAAGAUGAUUACUUUAAGCGCUUUGCCACCACGAAUGAAGUGGCAAGUCGAUGAGUAACAGGCCACUGGACCCCGAGGAGGGAACCUAUCCGCCUCCUAUAAUUGAGAAGCUCCCAGUACUUGUACUUCCUCAAAUUUUUUUGCCAGAGUGGAAUAAAAGCUAGUUACUUCGUGUGAUAAGUCCCUAUCCUUUAAAUUAAUUCUAACCUGAGCAGGUUCCAGUUUAUCAAGAAUGAAUCAACAUGAAUCAAUGUACCACCGAAAUUUGCGAACAACAAGACACCAUAGACAGGGAGACUACUUUGUGUCGGAAGGGAGUGGAGCUAAGCAUAAGCAUUACUUCUAUGCCCGUGCAGCAGCCCUAGACACGCACAACAAAGAACAGAUCAUCAGCAACCGCAACCAUCGCGGACGCGACUAUAAAGAAGUAGGCACGACAUUUUUCUUGACCAACGACGAGUCACGGGCUGUGCCGCAAGGCGGGGGAG
Molecule: messenger RNA, 8454 nt
Organism: Amoebophrya sp. A25
Lineage: Eukaryota; Dinophyceae; Syndiniales; Amoebophryaceae
Source: the annotation of a GenBank genome assembly